Molecule: messenger RNA, 1368 nt
Organism: Papaver somniferum (opium poppy)
Lineage: Eukaryota; Viridiplantae; Streptophyta; Magnoliopsida; Ranunculales; Papaveraceae
Exons: 5
Coding region: 1-1368 (455 amino acids)
Source: RefSeq, a predicted model, not a curated record
AUGACGACGAAGAAGAAGAAUGACGAAGAUUCAACGGCUUCAAAUCAACAAAAUCCUUCAACCGGUGAAGAACCCGAAUUCCAAACUCCUCAAGUUGAGAAAUCAGGAUUAAUGACUUAUAUGAGGAAUCCUGAUAGGGUUAAGAAUAAGAGAGGGAAUAACUUAACUCCGAUCGAUCAUACACCCACUCCUCGCGGUGACAAGCAUUUAGGAGUAGAUCAUAGAGGUGACCAUGUGAAGAAGAAGAAUCAGUUUGAGAUUAGGUUAAGAGAACCAUCUGUAAGUAACUCUAGGGUUGAAUUAGAAGGAGGUGAGCAUAAUGAUCAACAAAUUGAAGAAGAGGAAGUAAUUCCUCAUGAAUCCAGUGAAGAGGAGGAAGAAGAAGUAAAUAAUGAAAAGGAGGGAGAGGAAGAAAGUGAUGAAGAUGAGGAAGAGGAAGCAAAUGAUGAAGAUGGAGUACAAAACAAGGGGAAAGAAAUUGUCGUAGCUACAACUCUACCUCGAGCCAAACCAGUUAAAGAAAAGAAGCCGAGAAAGGAACCCGCACCAAAUGGGUUGCAUAUUCCUACAGGAAAAGAUCUGAUGUUGCCACAGAAGAAGAAUAGAUGUCCCUGGGGCGAGGCACCAUAUAAGUCCUCAAUCUUAUUUGGUUAUACCAAUUCCUGGGCCGCAAAAGUCUGUGCGACUAGGGAUCAUGCAAGGGCGAAAAAAUUGCUCAAGCGUCAAAGGGAUGGUUAUUGGCCAAUAGGUGAAGAAUGUGGUGAUGUUCGUACUCUAGUGGAAGCUUCAGGAUUAGGGCCUGGAAUUGAGCAUAACCAAUCGGAGUAUGAUAGUGUUAUAGUCUCUGCCUUCAAGGAACGAUUUUGGCCAGAAACCGAUACGUUUCAUCUCCCAUUUGGUGAGAUGACAAUAAUACCGGACGACGUGAAGCAAAUUCUUAACUUGGAAGUUGAAGGAAAAUGUUUGUAUGAAGAUUUAGAUAACAACAUGUCUUGGAAUGAUCUUUAUAGCCUUGUUGAAGAAACACUUGGGUGGGGUAGAGACGAGACCGAUAUGGAGUUUAUGUUUGCUGGUGGUUAUGACCCCUCGGAACCAAACAAGGUUAACAAGGUAAAGAAGCUGUUGUUGAAUAAUUUGAGGAAGAAGUUUGUAGACACCCUCAAAAAGCAAGAUAAAGGUGAGUUGUUGAAGGAUUUGAACAAGACCAGAGACUAUUCGUGGGGCACCGCCACGCUUGCAUAUAUACUUCAAAGUCUAAUAAAGGCCUCGAGGGUUGGAGCUACUGAAAUUGCUUGGAAUGUUGCGCUUCUAAUGGCAUGGGUGUAUGAACAAUUUCCGAGCCUGAGACCUCCUACUGAAUGGGGAUAA